This is a messenger RNA of Chaetomium globosum CBS 148.51, 1080 nucleotides long. RefSeq lists its product as uncharacterized. The coding region runs from base 1 to 1080 and encodes 359 amino acids. The record is from RefSeq and is a predicted model, not a curated record. NCBI's taxonomy places the organism in Eukaryota, Fungi, Ascomycota, Sordariomycetes, Sordariales, Chaetomiaceae. The transcript has 2 exons.
AUGGACCAAGUCCCACGUCAGGCCCUCCGGGGCAUGUCAAGCGGGGAUAUCUUGGCUUACAUUGCAAGAUAUCGAUACAAUGGUCAGCUAUUUUCGGUCCUAAUCAGCGACGAGCCCCCAGAGCCAUACCAGCCGCAUUCGGACUCAAUCGAGGGCGCAUGGAUCCACCACUUGGACGACCUAUCCUACCACGAUGGAAAGGACCCCCAGAAAACCUUGCAACAAUCCCGGAUGCUGGAUGAGGUUGAGAGGAAGAUACUUGAGGCGGUAUUUCCAACCUUGCAACAGCUGGCACCCACCCCCGUAGCUACCUCAACCGCCUCGGAUUCUGCCGUGGAGACGAUCGAAGAAUACUUGUUCCCGCAGUGUAUCAAGUUGGAACUGGUGACAAAAGAUGGCAAGCUGGAGGUCAUUCCGGGAUACCAUACGGACGUGGAACGUGCACAAUACGUUGUCCCUCGGAGCGAAAUGGAGAAAGCCGGGUUUCAGCGUGGUUCACGAGUUUCCCGCCGACCAGGGGAUCCGAGAGAGCAGGCCCACGAUAUAUACACGGCCGUUGAGCAUAUAUAUGAGAAACUCAAGGGCUUGGAGUUGGGUCCCGAAAUCAGAAUCCCCGAGUUCACAGGUGAUUUUCUCGCUCUCUAUGGCACAAAGCAGGCUACAACUGACAAGAUAUUCGUAUCGAUAGGUUUGAUCACGCCUGGAGAGGGUAUCGUUGGCUUCAUCAUGGCCAAGAUCCCUGCCAAACACCCCAGCUUGCUCCCGAUCGUCACCGACAGCUUUCCUGGCAAACGGCCAGCGGUGGCACUGAGACAACGAUGGGCUGCUCAAAUGGAGCAUACCGUGACGACGCUUCAUGAGCAUGGUAUCGUUUGGGGAGACGCAAAACCCGAUAACCUCCUCGUUGAUCUGGAUGACAAGAUCUGGUUGCUCGAUUUCGGGGGUCGGCUUACGGCCGAGGGAUGGAUGGACCUGUCCUUGAUGGAAACGAGAGAGCGAGAUUUGGCUGCGGUUGCAAAAAUGAAGGAGGGGCUGCUGGAUGAGCGGGCCAACGGCGGGAACAAGGCCGGGACAAAAUAA